CCAUGGCAAUGUGACUGUAGAUAUGCAUCCUUGUUAAUUUGCCGAAAAACUCUGCUGAAGAGAAUAGUAGGUGGAGUGUGUGUUCUGAAGCAACAGCGUUCGGAGUGUUGUGUUGGAACUAGUGGCUGAAGUGUUGCCUUGUGUUGUGAAUGAUCUAGUGCCUGGAGUGGAUUGUUGUGUUUAGCUGUGUUCUAUGGGUUGUGUUGUGUUUGUCCAGAGGGGACUAGUGUGACUUGACUGCUCUGUUCUGCAGGGACUGGUGGGCUGGGUUGUGAUGUGUUAUGUUCUGCAGGAACUGGUGGCAGGGUUGUGUUGUGUUCUGUUGUGUUCUGGAAGGUCUAGGGGCUGGAGUACUCUAUUCUAAAGCACUAGGGUUUGGAUUGUUGUGCUGUGUUCUUCAAGGACUUGUGACUCGACUGUUCCGUUGUGUUCCGAAGACGGCAGUGUCCAGACUGUUGUGUUGUGUUCCGCUUGGACACCUGACCCCUAGAGCCAGCUCCUCCCUCUCUCCUAUGACAUCAUCUCUUAUCUCUCCCUGGUCUCUGCUUGGUCAGAGCCAUAUUUAGUCCUCAGUAAUCAGUGUGCUCUAAACUAGCAUGCCAUCAGUUCCAAGUGUGGGAAGCUAGCCUACCUGCCUGCGCGCUCUAUGGACCCUUGUGUGAGGACGCUUCAGGGGCUUUGCUAGGGGACUCACAGGUUCAACACUGAGCUUUGGUGUCCAGUGUCAUGAAAGUGAAUCCACAGCAAGCUCCAUUAUAUGGUAAAUGUGUGCUGACUGUGCAGUUGAGCGAUGCGGAGCUGGCCCCGGCCGGUGAUGUGGAGGGGGCCGAGUUCUAUCUGCUCUUCUCGGGCAGCAGACAGAGACACCUGAGCUCCGCCCUCCUGACCAAGGAGCAUGGCAGCCUGCAGGCCCUCUGCCCAGCUCAUGACUGCUGUGAGUCGGUGCUGGUCACCGUGUGCGUGGCAGCACCUGCAGGGGCCGCCGUGGAGCAGCUGGGCCAGGUGCAGUUCCAGUUUGUGCAGGACCUGGCGUUCGACAUGGCCCAGUUCCUGGUGAGCACGGUGGGACGGGCGGACGGCCUGGACGGGGUGCUGAUGCUGGACGAGUGCCAGAUCCCGCUGCAGGAGUGCGAGAAGCUGGACCACAGCCUGGCCCUCGCGCUUAGACACCUCCACCUGCCCACAGGGUGGAGCCUGCUGGGAGCUCACCUGGGAAAGGACACAGAGCCUGAGCCCCAGGAGACUCUGCUGCACUUCGCCGGUCGGCGUGGCCUCCUGCUCGUUGCCUCUUUCCUGCUCCAACAGCGGGGGGCGCUAGAGGCCCUCACGCUCCCCAACAAGCAGGGCUGCACCCCGGCCAACCUCGCCCAGAGCCAUGGUCACCACCACCUGCUGGAGCUCCUCAACAGGGAGGGAGUGACGGAGCAAGAGGGCGAUGCAGUCUCUCAGUGCCAGCUCUCCUCUGGUGACUCCUCUGGUGUGCUGGAGCACCACCCAUCCCUGGGCACCUUCACCCUGAGCAUAGUGGCAGGCAUAGUACCGGGUGUGGGCCAGCUCAGCCUGCAGGAGGACAUACAGCAGCUCUGCCACCUGAUACAGCACCACACGCAGCUCAGCAAGGGAGGAGCCUGGGUUCAGAGGCAGGAGCAACUGGAGCAGUUGGAACUAGAGUGGAAGACUGAGUUGGAGUCGCAGCACACUGCCCAAGAAUGUGGAGAGUGCCCUGCCUCAGAGGAGGCCCACGUGGAGCUAGAGCAACUCGACUCCCUCUCCUCCACAGAUGAUCAGGGUCCUCCCGAAACCAGCGAGAGCUCGAAAGAAAACACACACGCACGUGCGAGCGCCGCCGACCCGUCAGGAGAACACGGCACCCCAUGUGCACGGCCCCCCCUCGUCGUCGGCUCGGAGACCUCCGAGCCUAUCACAGGCCUCUGCGAUCAGGAUCAGGAUGGGGAGGAGGAGUGUGUUUGUGAAAACACGGAGUGCGAUACCUCCACAGCGCCACCGGCAACAACAGCAGAGGAGCACGGGGAACAUGAGGAGGGCGCUGGUGUAGCGGAGGCCGGGAUAACGCCACCAGAUAACACAGACGCCGCUCCACAGGGGCCGGCCCAGGGCGAGGGCCCAGAGAUUGGGGUGCUAUCCUGCCACAGCGCCAGAGAGGAAACCGACACGGCCCAAGGCUUAAUCUGCGCCACGCAGGGGGGCGCCGAGGGGAGGAGGGAAGGAGACGGGGGGCAGCAGGAGGAGGAGGAGGAGGAGGAGGAGGAGGAGGAACAGCUUCCAGACCAAAAACAUCCAUCUGGCCUUGGCAGAGUUGCCGACGCAGCAGAAGUGAGAGAAACGGCAGAAAGUCCUGAAACAGCAGCAGCAGCAGGAACACAGACAGAAGCAGCAGCAGCAGCAGCAGGAACAGCAAUCGUAGACAUGGGCCUCACACUGUCUCUCCAAGACCUGGAGAGCUCCGACACAGACUCCAGGGACUGUUCGCAGGAUGUGGACACAGGCAGAGACGGAGAGGGAGAGGACAAGGAGGACGAGGGUCAGGAGGAGGAAGAGAGCAAGGAGGAAAAUGAGGAGUUUGUAGAUGCCAGAUCAAACUCACUGGAGGGAGAAAAUUCCUUGUUUGUAGAGUGUAGUGACGGCGUACUUGACACCACGACCCACUUGAGUCCUCUCAAUGAAGACCCAGGUCUAAAAGAGGAGGAACUGACAUUGGAGGCAAAAAGCCCACAACACAGUGAACAGAGUUCUGAAGUGGAGGCCACCCCUGAUGAGACAUGUGCUGAGAAUGAGGUGGAGGUGGAGCAGACUGCAGUAUCUGCCCAAACUCUAGAGGGCAGCGUUGAGACAGAGACUCCACCACCCAGUGAACAUGUUAGUGAUUGUGCUGAGGCUACAUGCAGUGAGGAAGUUGAGUCAUCUGGGGAACAAAACACAGAUGGACUAGCCAAGAUUGUCGACGACGGUGACAUCACGUCCCCUGUGUCUGACUCAGGGUGUGAUCUUCCCUCGUCGGCCGUGGACCCGGAUGUGACGUCAUUGGAUGAACCACUGGAGGCUUCCCCUGACACACACCUGAAUGACAGCACUGAGACAGACCCCUCAGGGCCUAUGAGGUCUAUAGACACAGGCGAGGACUUAAACGGCCCAGAAUGCAAAGCUGAGCUCCCCUGUACUAAGGGUGAACCUGAGAGAAAAGAAGACACAGAACAGGAAGAGGAACAGCACCAGGAACAGGAAGAAGAGUGUCCGCCAUCUCCAGACCGCCACAGCGCCCCUGAGCCUGGGGAGACCUCCAGGAAGAAGGGGCGAUACAGAGACGCAUCUCUGACGCACUCGGAGGAGUCUCGUCCGGCGUCUAGCGACGACACUCUCGAGGCUCUGGACGAGGACUCGUCCACCAUGUCAGAAAGCGAGCAGCAGGGGAGGUCGUACAUCCCCGGAGGCCAGCCCAAGCAGGUGGAGGAGACCACAGAGCUGGGAUCAGAUGCACAGGUGUGUGAGGAUCCUCCGCCUGAAGCUUGUGACGCUGCGGAUGCCUCUGAGAAUCCUUCUGAUGUGACGUCUGCUGGAGAAGCAGACAGUAUUGCCUCUGACACAAUCUGCCCUGAGGUAGUCAUGGAUACUGAGGCCGUCUCCCCAUCUGACGCUGCGCCUGCCAGUGAAGUAGAACCUGCAGCUGAGGGAGCAUCACACGCACGAGCCGGCUGCAAUGACGAGCAUCAGUCAAAACCGGAGGAACACACUCCUCCUACGCAGGGUUCUGAGGAAGAACCUGAUGGUCUGGAGAAGGCUGCCAGGCGUGUUCCAGAGGGAACACACACACCAGUGGGAGAGGGGGAGGUGGAGGAUGGGGAGGGGGAGGACGCAACCCCCGAAUCUUCCUGUAAGGCCUCGAGCCCUCAGCAGGUCAAUGAAGAGGUCACGGCAGAGGUCAGUGAAGGGGUCACGGAGGAAGUCGCUCUGCUGGCCAGUCCCAGAAUGACCCGGGCUCUGGAGGGACCCAGCCCCAUAGAGAUGACACAGGAAGUACCAGAGGAAGUGACUACAGUUGAACUGCAGGACAUUUCCACUGAUGAAGCUAUCUCUUCAGUUGGUUGUCACAUCGAUGCAGAACACGAGGUAGACAUGCUAACAGCAGCAGAGCCAUUGGACUACACAGCAGAGAUACAGCUCGGCCUGGAGACAGACAGCUAUCGGUCGCUGAUCCACAGAGAGAAGGACUCCGUCUCUUUGCCCCCAGACACACUCAAGCACCACAGCCUGGAGAAAGGGACCAGCAUAGACUCCACAGAUUCCCCUCAGAGUUCCAGGAGCUCCAUCUCCACCCUACAGAGAGACUCAGGCAGCGACACAGAUGGGUUCUGCAGUACAGACACGGGAGAGGACAAUGUCUUUAGGAAGGGCGAUGACACCGUGACAGGCGACAGCACCAGCGAGGUCUCGGUCUCCUGCUCCUCUACGGACGACGCGGCCAGUUUGGGCAACCCUAGCUCUUCCUCCUCCUCUUCCUCCUCCUCCUCCUCUUCACGGCUGCUGAGCGGAGAGGUCGCCCGGCGCCUGGGCCCCAGUGGAGGUGUGCCCGGGGGUGUGGACACAGAAGAGGAGGCGAAGGACUGCGUGUCAGACUCCCCGCUUCGCUCCACGCUCCUGCGCUCCAGCAUCCGCUCGCUCUCUCCGUUCCGCAGGCACAGCUGGGGCCCGGGGAAGAACGGGAUCACGGACACGGACAUGAACCAGCGCAGUGCACUGCCAUGCUUUGGGGAGGGAAAGCCGGCAUUUCACAGACGAAGUCUGAGCUGGUGUCCCUCUGCUGUGGCCCUGAGGCCGUGUGUGGAUCAGUAUAGUGACUUCAGUUUGAGUCUGGAGGGGUUGGCGGCGGACGGUACUGAUGGCAAGGACUGGCGCCCCCAGAUUGUGCCCGCACAGCAGGGCAGGCGGGUUGGGCGGCAGGAGAGCGAUGAGAGAGGGUCACUCGUCUCUCUGACCGAGGAGGAGCAGGAAUCCGACAUGGCCGACGGCAGCAGCCUGGACAGCCAGAAGUCGCGGCGGUAUCAACCAGUAAGACGUAGCGUUCCAUCCAUGACUCUGCCCCUCACCAAGUCCGUGUCCAUGAUGGCCAUUAGCCAGAGAGAUAUUGAUGCGGUAGGACGCAUUCGCCAAAAGCGCCGAAUCUCCUUCGCCUUCAACUUCUCCCCAGUCCUCCUCAAAUCCAAGCGCCCGCAGGCCGUCCCCUACUCGUCCAGCGACGACGAAGGCGACGAUGAUGAUGAUGACGACGGGGACAGCAUGAGUCUGAAUUCAUUCUCCAGUGUUGCUGGAUCAGUAGACUACAGCAGUAUCACUGAGGAGGAGCCAGGGCCUCUGAGAGGGGACUUCGAAGGGAAGAGUGGGACCAAAGUCAGCCGCACCUUCAGUUACCUCAAAAACAAGAUGUACAAGAAGACACGGGAGAAAGACAAAGAGAGACAUAAGGAGAAAGAGGCGAAGGAGCGGGAGAAGAGGACGGUGAACGGCCACCUCUUCAGCCAUGUUGGAUCCUGCCAGCCCACCAUGUGUCCACAGUGUCACAAAGCCAUCAGCUCCAAGGAGGCCUUUCUCUGCAACAAUUGCUACGUGUGUGUCCAUAAAGGCUGCAGAGAAUCGCUACCUGUUUGUGCCAAGAUGCAUAAACAGCAGCAGCGCGCCGUCCCAGACUCUGCCACCAUGCCCGCUGUCACACUAAGACCCAAAUCCUCAGGGUCACGGGAACGCCCCUGGUCGGCCAUCUUGUCCCCGGAGGAGCACUCUUUGGUGACGGCCCCGCGCAGACACACACUCAUGCCCUUCAACAGCAGCAACCUCUCCAAGAGCAUCUCCAUCAGCAACAUUGCAGGGCCAGUGUUCGAUGAUAUCCCUCUGAAGGGAUUGCGCUAUCUGUCCCAGUCUACUGACUCCCUGCACAAGCCCAGCAAGGUCAAUGAGUCCACCGAGUCUCUCGUAGAUGAAGGAACAGAGAUGAUUGACACCCAGCUGAUGGGUGAGUUUGAGGCGGACGCCAAAGAACUGGAGGCCGACUCCUGGAGCUUCAUAGUGGACAAGAAGUACCUGAAGCACCUGAAGAAGGAUGCCAUCAAGAGGCAGGAUGUCAUCUACGAGUUGAUCCAGACGGAGAUGCACCACGUGCGGACGCUGCGCGUGAUGGCGGAGGUGUACUGCAAGGGCCUCCAGAAAGAGGUGCAGCUGGAGGUCCAGAUCCUGGAGCGCAUGUUCCCCGUCCUGGACGAUCUGCUGGACAUGCACACACACUUUCUGUCCUGCCUGCUCGAGCUCAAGAGGGACGCCCAGCUCCAGGCUGGAGACAGUGGGGGAUUCGCCAUUGAGAGGAUCGGAGACGUGCUCGUUAACCAGUUCUCAGGGCCCAGAGCCGACUCCAUGAAACGGGUCUAUGGGAAGUUCUGCAGUCGCCACAACGAGGCUGUGAACCUGUACAAGGAGCACCAUGCCAAAGACAAGCGCUUUCAGGCCUUCAUCAAGAGGAAAAUGAGCAGCAGUAUAGUGAGGAGGAUGGGUAUCCCAGAAUGCAUUCUGCUUGUCACUCAGAGAAUAACCAAAUACCCAGUAUUGCUGCAGAGGAUACUUCAGAACACCAGAGAGGAUGAGGAGGACCACGCUGAGCUGACCCAGGCGCUGAUCCUGGUGAAGGAGGUGAUCGCGGCGGUGGACAGCCGCGUGAGCGAGCAGGACAAGCGCCGGCGCCUGAAGGAGAUCCACUCGCGCACCGACAGCAAGUCCAUCAUGCGCAUGAAGAGCGGACAGAUGUUCGCCCGCGAGGACCUGCUCCGCGGACGGCGCCUGCUGCACGACGGAUCACUGCAGCUCAAGAGCGCCACCGGCAGGCUCAAGGAUGUCCAGGCCUUGCUGCUGUCAGACAUCCUCGUGUUUCUACAGGAAAAAGAUCAGAAAUACAUGUUUGCCGCACUGGACCAGCGGUCGACGGUGAUCUCCCUGCAGAGGCUGAUUGUGCGCGAGGUGGCCAACGAGGAGCGCGGUCUGUUCCUCAUCACGGCGGGCACGGAUAAGCCAGAGAUGGUGGAGGUCCACGCCAGCUCCAAGGAGGAGCGCAACAACUGGAUGCAGCUCCUCCAAGACGCCAUGCAGUCCAUAGAGAAGGAUGAGGAUGAGGGCAUUCCCAGUGAGACAGAGGAAGACAAGAGACUGAUGGAGAGCAAAGCCAAGGAGCUCAGAGAUAUUCUGAAGAAGAAGGAUGAUCAGAUCGUGAGCCUGCUACAAGAGAAGAUGAAGGUGUUCCGGGACAUGUGUGACUGUGGACAAGUAGACGACGGUUCUUCCUGUUCCAAGAUGCUGUUCCGUGCCUGCAACGAUGAUGUGCCCAAAGGAGAACCCAUCAUGAAGGACGCGCUCAAGGAAGUUGAGACGCUUCAGACGCUGGUGAAUGGGAGUCUUGGCGGGGCCGUGGGGCAGCAGGUGCCCCAGGAGGCGGUGGGGGGAGUGGGCCCUGUGAGUCUGCCACGCCGGGCAGAGACCUUCGGAGGAUUCGACAGCCACCAGAUGAACAUAUCCAAGAAUGGAGACAGAGAGGACGGGGAAGACGCAGCAGAUCUGAGGAGGACAGAGUCAGACAGCGUGCUUAAGAAGGGAGGAAAUGCCAAACUGCUGAAGAGGAACAGUGAACAGGUGCUUCAGAGUGUCACAAACCUCCACGACCUUCUGGCCUCACUACAGGCAGUGGUGGUUCAGCAGGACACCUUCAUCGAGGACCAGCGCCAGGCCUUGUCGGAGCGCCCCUCGUCUUCCUCCUCCUCCUCUUCCUCUCGACCGUCGUCACGUCCCAACUCCCUGAUCGAGCAGGAGCGCCACCGGAGCCUGGAGAAGCAGCGCCAGGAGGUGGCGGCGCUGCAGCGCCAGCAGGCGGCGCACGCGGAGGAGCGCAGGAAGCGCGAGCGCCAGUGGGAGACACGCGAGGGCGAGCUGACGGACCGGGAGACGCUGUCCCAGGCCCGCGAGGAGGAGCUCCACAGGAGGAGGCUCGAGUUGGAGCAGGCCAGGCGCGAACUCCAGGCCAAGAAGGAGGACUACCAGAGGGACCUGGAGCGCCUUAGAGACGGACAGAGACGCCUGGAGAGGGACCGGGAGAAUCUGCGGCGGGAGGUGGAGAUACUGGAGCAGCUCAAACAGGAGAAGCGCAUGCAGCGAACCCCCUCCAGUACGUCUGAGGACUCCCUGCAGCUCCAGGGCGGGGGCGGCAGCUCUUUGGAGCCAGAGGCAUGCGACUCCGACCCCCCCAGGAAGAACUCGAUGAGCCGGCUGGACCCCAAGCCCAAGGGGCGCACGCUGAACCCCUUCAGCAUGAACUCGGGGGGGCGCAGCCAGGAGGGAGGGGUGCAGAACCAGAUGCCCAACCGUCUCUUGCAGCUAGCCAAGAGCAAAGACAAGAAGGACAAGAAGAAGAAGAAGAGCAAGCACCCAAUGGCGCCAGAGUCCCAGCUGCUGCCGCUGACGGAGCCCACCGCCGAUGGGGAGAUCUACUUCUGCUGAUGCCCCUGAGUGCCCUACACUCCCACUCUGCCCUGGCACCAAUCACAGCAAUGAAAGCCAAUGCCAUGCUGCCCACAGGCCACAAGCCCCCCUGUACUUUACCACUCUAUUACCCCAUGAGCAUGCUCUCUGAGGGGGUGGGGUGAGGAAGAGAUAGGUGGUGUGGUGCCCCCAGGGCAUUUGCCCUCUGUUGUGAUGCCCCGUCUCUUUCCCAUCUGAUUUGUCCCGUUCUAGAAGUGUACGUCGCAGCGCAGCACAGCCAGAAACACACCACACACAUGCCCCACCGCUGUGUUUUAAUGGGUCUGUGUCUGUUUGUGUAGGGCUGAUACAGAGGGGUUUGGUUCUCCAGUUCUACGGUUCUCUUCAGUUCUCCGGUUCUCUUUGUUCUCCCAUGCUGCCUUUGCUGGCAGGCUGAUCCUGUGUGCUGAAACACAAGGGGCCACUUCAGCUCUCAUGUAGCCCACCGCUGACAUUAGGAUCAGUCGGGGCCCUGUCCUCAGGCGCACGUGCUCCAGCCCAGACAGCUCACUGGCUGACUCAGCUGUCACUGAACGUGCUCCAGCCCAGACAGCUCACUGGCUGACUCAGCUCUCACUCAACGGUGUCCUCAAAGGACUAACAAAACCACAGAAAGCAAAAAAAAAAAACACACCAUAGCAAAAACAACAAACAAAGAAAAAAAACAGGACUUCAGUAAUAUGUUUCGAGGCAGUGUGAGUUGAGGGACCAUGGCAGCGCUCCACGCCCCAACAGCUUGGACAACGCGCCCAAGAAAGGUUCUUCUUUUCCCAGAACCUUCCAGUUCCCUUCUCACAUAUCCGUAUCGAUCGUUCAAUGCUACUCCUCCAGUCAUUGCACUUGACGUGGCAAUGGUAAAUCGUUCAAAAGCUUGUGUACUGCAGAUUUACAGUAUGUUCAGAGUUAGCCGUUAUGUCGUUGUGUUGCACUACAUGGCAAUAAGUAAUCCCUUAUCCUUAUGUUCAUGUCCUCAUGUUCUCUAUAGCCUCAUGUUCUUGUGCAGAUGCACGUCUGUUUCCUCUGUAGACCCUAAGACCAUUAACCUUCGCUGACCUUGCACAGGUGAUUGCUGAGAAAUCAGAGAACAAUACAUUGCAUCGUACAAGGUUAGGUUCACCUCUUCUCCCCGCUAAUGACAAUGCAAAGCUGUUUUGCGGUUCUGCUUUUAAUCAGCUCAUUUCAGCUAAAAUGGUUCCAUGCCAAGGAGCACUUUAAACAGUCACUCAUCAUCUCCUCUUUAUAGAGCUGAGAGUUGAUCCAGUUUACUCCCAAAGAUUAAUCAAAGGGAUUUAUGGACUGAUAAUCAGGCAGGGAUUUCAGACGGAUUUCCACCGCAGUGUUAGUACCUUGCGCUUGGCUUCCCUGCCAUCUUUAUGGAGUAACGUUUGAUAAAUGACUUCGAUCCCUUGACAUGUAAUGACACAGUAAAUGAACUGCAGUUAAGCCAAGGGCUUUCAGAUGAAAAUGAACAGGAGUCCUGUUCGUAAUUACACAGAGACAAGAGAGAAAUGAACCAUUUUGGGUGGUUUUUCAGACAAGGGCUGAACCCGUAUAUAGAAAGAUACAUUAAUAAUGACUUUACCUGCAGGUCAGGUAUUCCCCAGUAGAGGCUGACUGUGGAAACAGAGCUGGCCCAGAUGUGGGCCUGUUCUCAGCCGGAGUCUGCCAUCUGAUCUGCACGUGUAAUGCAAAAAGCUCAGAAUACUGUAUAAUAUUAUCCACAGGCCUGGACAACACAGACAUGAUUUUUGUUUUUGCUCCUAGAGAUGAACUCAUCCCUCUCCUCCCCCCACACUCACACCUUUCUAACACACUGAGUGGCUUUAGUCUGUCGUCGUUAUUCUGUCUUCCUCUUCCUUGUUUGUUCAGGACUGGACAGGACUUUGAUUUUUCUAUAACCCCAGGAUGCAAAGACUCCUCUGGGAUCCAUCAAGUCCCCAGGGGAUGAUCCUUGCUCCUUUGUCUUGUCCCCACCAGGGGACAGUAGCGAGCCCUGCACGUCUCGUGAUUUACGGGGGUAUUUUUUCCCUUGCCUGACUGAAGUUUUUGAGUCAUUGUUGACUGUCCUCUUCGGGUCAUUUCAGUACUAAACCAUCUGCGUCAUCCUGACGAGCGGGUAGUCAUAGUGACCAAGAGACUUCACAAGUAUCCUUCAUUCAGUAAAAAGAAAUGAUCCAUUUCACAUUAUUUGCGAGCAAUCUUGAGUUUGGCCUUAAUUUAUAGGAGAUAAGAGACAGGACCAGGCCCAAGACUUCCCUCUCAGGAGAGAACCUCAGAGAAGACAAAUCAACUCAACUCAAAUCAGUAGUUUCUUAGAGUGAUCCUUUUUUUAGUGGUUUUCCAUGGAGUCUCUCAAAUAGGAUUAAAAUGUUAUAGCCUUAAACAGAAAAAAAAGAAUGCACUAAAUUCAAUCCAGCAUCGUCUCAGGAGGUCUUUGGUAAAGAUUUAAAAAAAACUGUACUCCUGCUUUGAGAGCAAGGAAUUAUUUUUAUGAAAUGGUACAGUUUAAUUUUGUUUGUUUGUUUAUUUGUUUCCUUGCCGAAUAAUGUAUAAAAAGGACAGAGACAAAAUGUAAAAUGUACAUAUGAACUGUGUAUAAAUUUUAAUGUAAAAGUAUGAUUUUUUGUGUCUUGUUUGUGAUUGAUAUCAAUAUUUUGUAAUGAGGCUUAUUUAUCGUUGAUCCCCGCUAAAAAUGUACAGUUAUAUAUCACUCAUAUUAAAAAUAUUAUGACCCAAAAA
Messenger RNA from Clupea harengus (Atlantic herring), 11301 nucleotides. RefSeq names its product A-kinase anchoring protein 13a (gene akap13a). NCBI's taxonomy places the organism in Eukaryota, Metazoa, Chordata, Actinopteri, Clupeiformes, Clupeidae. Gene Ontology annotation, molecular function: MAP kinase scaffold activity; guanyl-nucleotide exchange factor activity. Gene Ontology annotation, biological process: regulation of Rho protein signal transduction; adrenergic receptor signaling pathway; positive regulation of canonical NF-kappaB signal transduction. Gene Ontology annotation, cellular component: actin cytoskeleton; membrane. The record is from RefSeq and is a predicted model, not a curated record.